UGAUAUGACAUGGAGAAAAAUAGCCUUUGGUUUGGAUAUUUAUAAUGAGAAUAUAAAUAAGAAAAAAUCUAUGAUCCAUCCUCGUAUUUUCAUUGAGGAUUUUAGCAAAUUGCCAACAUUUACUUGGAAGGAAUUUAAUCAACGUGUUCAAAGCGGUGCUAAUUUUGUUGUUUGUGAUGUUUGA
This is a messenger RNA of Cetraspora pellucida, 184 nucleotides long. The record is from the annotation of a GenBank genome assembly. Lineage: Eukaryota; Fungi; Glomeromycota; Glomeromycetes; Diversisporales; Gigasporaceae.